AUGUCGAACAUUGAUUCCGCCUACGUCGGAGGCUAUCUUUUCUCCCUCGAAGCUGUCAAGCAUCUCCUCGUGAUGGCCUAUGGAGUACAUGAGGAUGUCGCCACCCUCCAGACGGCACUGAGAGUGCUCUCUCAGCAUAGAGACCUUGACUCCCCGAACUUCGUCCCAUAUGGCCCCAUCGAUACAAACCACAACUGUGCUCAAGGUUGGGUCUUGGGGUGCAGGCUUGCAUUUAUCCACAGCGGGUCAUCUUCACUGGACGUCUCCUUGGACUGCAAGGCGCAAGCGUACGCCGACUACUGGUUUCCUCCACAUUUGCGAGGCCUCGCGGAGUUCAAAGACGUCAAGUACGUGCAGUCCCGUUAUAGAAGAACUGCCCAUCCUACGGGAUUCAUAUGGAAUAAGGCUAAGGAGUGCGCAGGAGAGAAGAUUCGCGUAUGCCCAAGGACGCGUGCGAAGUGGCUCAGGGGACAGGAGCAGCGAGGGCAACUCUAUCCGUGCAUUUCCCCACCCCUUCCUUCUACUCUCUACGAAGACGAGUCCUCGGAAAGCGAAAGCGAGACGGAAUCGAUCAUGGAGGGUGCUUCUACCGUCAAGCCACGGACCCCUCAGGUGGUCUCCUCUGACCUAGACCACUGCGAUGAAGUUAUGACGCUCGCCUGUCUGCGCGCCCUCUACAACUUCAACUAUGACCCUGUUUCGACGGUCACCAAUAGCAUCAGUACCGCGCAAUACUCUCCGGAGUACCAUCUCGAGUCCGACUUCGACGUCUUCUUCGGCAACUACUCUCAGGACCAGAUCGAUCAGCGGCCUUUGUUUGUGAGCAUAGAUGGCGCCGAGCUCGUCCAGAACAAUAUUUACCUCGAGUCCAGCCUCGACAUGCAGUACGUCAUGGGUCUCGUCGGUCCAAAGCAGCCCGUCACUCUCUACCAAGUCGGCGAUAACAUCAAGGGCGGCUCCUUCAACACAUUCCUCGAUGCCUUCGACGCAGACUACUGCACGUUCGACGGUGGGGACGAUCCUGUUGUCGAUCCAGUGUAUCCGGACACGCUUCCCGGUGGAUUCACCGGUCCGCUGCAGUGUGGCGGCGUCCCACGAACCCUCGUUGUCUCCACGUCGUACGUCGACCAGGAGGCGAUGCUCACUCCAGCGUACGCGCGACGCCAAUGCGCCGAGUACGGCAAACUCUCGCUCAUUGGAAUCACCUUCGUCUUCGGUUCGGGUGACACUGGCGUCGCGGGUUUCUUCGGUGACUCGGACUGUCUCGACGAGAACAACCAAGAGAAUACGUCCACCGGGACGCGGUUCAACCCUACCUCUGCCCCUACGUCACAACCGUCGGUGCGACCCAGGUUGUACCGGGGAACACAGUCGCCGACCCCGAAGUCGCGGUCAGGCCAUGCGCCACCGUACUCGGCGGGGACGUUCAACGCCACCGGGAGGGCAUACCCCGACAUCGCCACCAACGGCCUCAACUACUCCGUCGCGAUCAAUGGUGCGCUGACGCUUGUGGCGGGCACGUCUGCGUCGACGCCAACGUUCGCCUCCUUGGUGUCCGCGAUCAACGAUACACGGCUCGCCGCGGGCAAGGCUCCUGUCAGGUGGAUCAACCCUGCUCUGUACGCGUUCGCGGACGCAUUCAACGAUGUCACCGUCGGGAACAAUUCGGGUUGCAACACAAUAGGUUUCGCUGCGGUGGCGGGAUGGGAUCCGGCGUCUGGCCUGGGCACACCUGACUUUCAGAAGUUGCUUUCCCGCUUCUUGGAGCUUCCGUGA
Epithele typhae is the source of this 1776-nucleotide messenger RNA. Its product is annotated as peptidase S8/S53 domain-containing protein. Gene Ontology annotation, biological process: proteolysis. Bases 1 to 1776 code for a protein of 591 amino acids. Gene Ontology annotation, molecular function: serine-type endopeptidase activity; tripeptidyl-peptidase activity. NCBI's taxonomy places the organism in Eukaryota, Fungi, Basidiomycota, Agaricomycetes, Polyporales, Epitheliaceae. The transcript has 7 exons. The record is from RefSeq and is a predicted model, not a curated record.